Messenger RNA from [Candida] anglica, 356 nucleotides. NCBI's taxonomy places the organism in Eukaryota, Fungi, Ascomycota, Pichiomycetes, Serinales, Debaryomycetaceae. The record is from the annotation of a GenBank genome assembly.
GUAACCGACAGAUAUUAAAUAGAACUUCAGCAAAAAUGGCUUUAGGUGAACCAUACGAAGAAUACACACGUCUUUUCCACUAUGGAUCUGAACCAGUAAAGGAUGCUGCCAAAGCCGCUCCAUUCCUCACCUUUGUGCUUCUCUUACUUGCCUUUGUUUCCUUGUCAUUAGCAUUCUUGGGUGAUAGAAAGACUCAAUCUGCCGUUACAUACAUUGUUUAUGCAACCGUGGCCUCUUUAUCUAUUGGAUUGGGAUCUAUCUACGUGUCUAACUUGGUGGGCGUUUACGUUUAAAAUUCAAACUAAAUAAAACUCAAAAAUAACUAUGUAUACUAGAAAUGAAAUGAAUUAUUAUAA